GUGUGCGUGUUUCCAGCCGGAGUCGCUCGUCGGCGCCCCGCGCGCUCCGCCCCCGCCGUCCGGCCCGGCCGCUCUUCGUUUCCCGGGUCUUCGCGCCCCUCGCCCGGCGUCGCCGGCCCCCGGGGACACCGGGUGGGCCCGGGCUUCCGCUGCUCGCAACUGCCAGAGCAGCCCGGGGCCAUCCGGAGACGCCCGGAGCCUAGAGCCGCUGCACCGGGCCCCAGCCACCCUCCGGAUGCCGGCGCUGCCGCCCGCCUGCCCCCAGCCUCUGGCCCUUCCCUCAGUCGAGGCCAUGGAGGCCCCGCUGCCUCGGACGGGCAGGUGCCCGGAACCUGGACCUUCCUCCUCUGCUUCACCUCCCCAGACUUCAACCUCUCCGAGGCCCAGCCACUACCUUCUCAUUGACACUCAGGGUGUCCCCUACACUGUGCUGGUGGACGAGGAGUCGCAGAGGGAGCCCGGGCUCGAGGGGCCUUCGGCCCAGAAAAAGUGCUACAGUUGCCCCGUGUGCUCCAGGGUGUUCGAGUACAUGUCCUACCUUCAGAGACACAGCAUCACUCACUCGGAGGUCAAGCCCUUCGAGUGCGACACGUGCGGGAAGGCGUUCAAGCGGGCCAGCCACCUGGCGCGGCACCACUCCAUCCACAGGCUGGGCAGCGGGCGGCCCCACGCCUGCCCGCUGUGCCCGCGCCGCUUCCGGGACGCGGGAGAGCUGGCUCAGCACAGCCGCGCCCACUCGGGGGAGCGCCCCUUCCAGUGUCCGCACUGCCCGCGCCGCUUUAUGGAGCAGAACACGCUGCAGAAGCACACGCGGUGGAAGCACCCUUGAGUGGGAUCCCCUGAAGGCCCCAGACCCCGCUGAAUUGUAGGCAGCUUUCAGGCCCUGACACACACCCACACACACCCACACACACCCCUCCUACUGAGUUGAGCUUAGCCAGGAGGAGGAGCUGUGAGCUUUGGCCGAGUUCUCACACAGAACGGAGUCCUCUAGCCUAGAAGACUUGGGACAUUCCUGGUGCAGUGCUGACCCAAGUGCAGAUGGUGUGGGCAAACUCCUGCCUCACCCAGUGGCUGGGCACCCUCAGGAACCCUUGUCACGCACGCGGCCCGACGCAGGGCCUGCAUCCGUGGUACCACAGGUACACUGCCUUAGUGGCGUGGAGCACGCUGGAGACAGUGUGAUGGACGUCAGUGCAAACACAAAGAGCUCAGCUGGCCUGCUGGGAAGUGGCAAAAGGCCCAUCCUGAAGACUGCGUCACCCCAGAAGUGUCUUAAAACUUUUUUAAAAACAGGCUACUGUGACAUACGUGUUUUUAUGACAGCUGGUAUACAGAUAGAGCACGGCAAACUUAACAGUACCUGCAAGUCACUCCGAUAUUUCGACCAUAAGUUUUUAAAAUGUAGAGCCCAUCCUAACAUUAAACUCUCUGCCCAUGAGCCUAUAGUUUGAAAAACACUGAUCUAGGGCAGGUGGCUCCCUCUGGACUUUCUGACCCAGGCUGAAACUUCUCUGCAAAGCAAAGUGGGAGGGGAGCAGGCCACAGCUUCCUUGGCGAGGAUGGGGGGCUCAGACUCCCCCUGUGCUCUCCAAGACUAGCGGCAGGUGAACGCAAAGGAGGCAGGUGGAACUGAGCCUCAAGCCUAAUAAACAUCGCCUUUUUGA
Octodon degus (degu) is the source of this 1667-nucleotide messenger RNA. RefSeq names its product zinc finger protein 581 (gene Znf581). Bases 236 to 829 code for a protein of 197 amino acids. Gene Ontology annotation, cellular component: nucleus. NCBI's taxonomy places the organism in Eukaryota, Metazoa, Chordata, Mammalia, Rodentia, Octodontidae. The record is from RefSeq and is a predicted model, not a curated record. The transcript is spliced from 2 exons.